Molecule: messenger RNA, 2886 nt
Organism: Ricinus communis (castor bean)
Lineage: Eukaryota; Viridiplantae; Streptophyta; Magnoliopsida; Malpighiales; Euphorbiaceae
Product: YTH domain-containing protein ECT4
Exons: 9
Coding region: 247-2304 (685 amino acids)
Biological process (GO): mRNA destabilization
Cellular component (GO): cytoplasm
Molecular function (GO): mRNA binding
Source: RefSeq, a predicted model, not a curated record
CCUCUUCUCUUUCGCAAAGCCCAAACCCUAACCCUUGGCGGCUGUGAAAACCUCUCCAGUCUCCUCCUUUCCCCCUUUUUUUUUCCCUCGUCUCUCUCUCUCUCUCUCUCUCUCUCUUCUCUUCAAUCUCUAAACCCUUUCCCCAAAUUCAAUUUUGCCUAAUCUUUGUUUUUGGGAGAUUUAGGGUUUUGUAUCUUUAUCCCUCUGUUUAUCGAUAAGAUCUGCUGUUCAAAUCUUAUCUAAGUCAUGGCUACUGUUGCUCCUUCUGCUGAGAAAACUGCAGAUUUGCUCCAGAAUUUAUCACUGGAUUCUCAAACAAAGCCCUUGGAAAUUCCUGAGCCAACUAAGAAGACUUCCGUUUACCAAUAUGGGGCUGUUGACUCGGGUGUUUCUGCUAAUGGUCAGAUCCAGCCAACGGAGCGGUCAUUGACCCCAUUCUUACCUGAUUUAAUGGAUCCAACCGUGUGCUAUCUUCCUAAUGGUUAUCCCUCUCCUGCUUAUUACUAUGGAAGCUAUAAUGGGACUGGUAGUGAAUGGGAUGACUAUUCAAGAUAUGCAAACACAGAGGGAGUUGAGAUGACAUCGGGGGUUUAUGGGGACAAUGGGUCUGUAAUGUUUCACAAUGGCUAUGGCUAUGCACCUUAUGGUCCAUAUUCACCAGCAGCUUCUCCGGUUCCAACAAUGGGAAAUGAUGGUCAAUUAUAUGGGCCUCAGCACUAUCAGUAUCCUCCAUAUUUUCAGCCGCUGAAUCCAACCAGUGGGCCAUUUACUCCUACUCAGCCAACCAAUUCUCAAGGGGAGCCUUGCACCUCUGCCGCCCCUGACCAAAAACCCAUUUCUGUGGAUGCUACUAAAUCGAAUUGUACUGGAAUCGUGAAUGGUGGUGGAGUCAAGGGAAACAAUGGUUCAACUCCUUAUAAACCAAUUUACCAGAAUUCAUCUCUUAGUGCAUAUGGGAGGGGUGUCUUGCCAGGGGGCAUUCCUGGGUCUGGUUAUCAGGAUCCAAGACUUGGCUUUGAUGGGCAGUACAGAAGCACAGGAAUCACUCCUUUUUCAAAAUCUAAUAAUACCCCAUCUUCAAAGAACAACAAUUUCCGUCAUAAUUCCAACUUCAUGGGGUUGCAGCACUCUGGUCCAAUUUCUGGCGUGGGAUCGACUCAUGGAUUUAUAAACAGGAUGUACCAAAACAAGUUUUACAGUCAGUAUGGAAACACCUACAGGUCUGGUAUGGGCUUUGGAUCUGGAGGCUAUGAUUCAAGAAUGAAUGCACAUGGAUGGUUGGCUGUUGAUGGCAAAUAUAAACCAAGGGGACGGGGAAAUAAUUAUUUUGGGUACCGUAAUGAGAACAUUGAUGGCUUGAAUGAGCUGAACAGGGGACCUCGGGCAAAGGGCUUCAAAAACCAAAAGGGUUUUGCUCCUGUCACAAUAGCUGUCAAGGGUCAGAAUACUCCGCCAAUUGAAACUAUUACUGAAGAGAAGGAUGAGAUGUCAGCAGUUCCAGACCUGGAGCAGUACAACAGGGCAGAUUUCCUCGAGGACUAUACUGAUGCUAAAUUUUUUAUUAUCAAGUCCUACAGUGAGGAUGAUGUUCAUAAAAGCAUCAAGUACAAUGUAUGGGCCAGCACACCAAAUGGUAACAAGAAGCUUGAUGCAGCAUACCAGGAGGCUCAGCAGAAAUCUGGUGGCUGUCCUGUGUUCCUUUUCUUCUCGGUUAACACUAGUGGGCAAUUUGUUGGCCUUGCGGAGAUGGGAGGACCAGUUGAUUUUCACAAGAAUGUAGAGUAUUGGCAGCAGGACAAGUGGACUGGCUGUUUUCCUGUAAAGUGGCAUAUUGUAAAGGAUAUACCCAACAGUUUAUUGAAGCACAUUACCCUGGAGAACAAUGAGAAUAAGCCUGUUACAAACAGCAGGGACACACAAGAGGUUAAGUUAGAGCAGGGGAUUAAAAUGAUCAAGAUAUUCAAGGAUCACUCCAGCAAAACAUGCAUUUUGGAUGACUUUGGGUUUUAUGAGAAACGACAGAAGAUAAUUCAGGAGAAGAAGGCCAAGCAACAGCAGUUCCAGAAACAGAUAUUGGAAGGGAGACCUGGUGAUGAGAAGAAGGAACUGGUAAAUGGGUCACACGAAUCCCCAGAGGUUGUCUCUGAUGUGACCAAGGAACCUUCUCCAGUUGUCCAGUCCAAUGGAGACCUGAAGCAUUUGGAGAAUGGAUCAAUUGCUAAAACUGGAGAUGACUCGAAGGCAAGUAAGCCAGUUGCCUCAGAGAAAAGAAUUACAGCAAAUGGAGUUGCCAAUGGUUGCUAGCUUCUAGCAUGCACCGGCAGUCCUAUGGUCUUGUAAGAAUUUUAGAGAUCUGUCAGAAGGGUGCUGGAGUUAGAAUAUAGAACUAACCGCUGGCACUCCUUGGGCCGUGGCUGCUGUUGUGAAGCUAUCUUGCUGCUAUAUUCUAGGGGGAUGGAAAAUAACCGUGAGAUUCUCUGAUAGUGGUGAGGCAGGUUAGGCUUAUCGGAAUCCAUUUCCUUGCGAUGGAUCUGUUCUUAUAGUGGUUAGCUCCUGACAAGUUUUCAUUCCGUAGGAGUUUGGGUUUAGGGCUUCUUUUGGUGGCUUUUUUAUAUUCUGGUUAUGGUCUUUUUCUUUUCUUUUCUUUCUUUCUUUUUUUUUUUUAAUUUUUUUUUUAUUUUUUACUUUUGUUUUUUCACCUUAAACUUUUUUUCCCUUUUCCUUAUAUUUUUCUGUUUUACCAGUGUGGUCAAUUCCUGCCUUGUAAAUCUAGAUCUAGUUUUAUCUCAGUGAAGCUAUGAUUAUGUUUGUAACAGAGCUAGAAGCUUGGUGGGAAGGUACUUCAAAUAUAGUUGAGUGAAAGGAGUUCUAUUUUUGCACCUAUCA